GGGCGCCACAGAGAGAAACAAGCGUGCGAAGCUGCGCUCAUUCCUUCUCAUCGUGGGUUUCAAGACACGCACUGUGUAAGGUGGAAGUAACUUUUGUCCUGCACAGAAGAGUUCUAAACCACCCGGAAUACACAUCUGGUCAGAAGAGUCACGGCAAACGAUAACCAUGUCGGCCUCAUCGGCGAAAGUCAGUAGGAAGGAUAAUUCAAAUCACGACGGAGCGGACGAGACCUCUGAAAAAGAGCAACAGGAAGCAAUUGAACACAUUGAUGAGGUGCAGAAUGAAAUUGACAGACUGAACGAACAGGCAAGUGAAGAAAUUUUAAAAGUAGAGCAGAAGUACAACAAAUUACGUCAGCCAUUCUUUCAGAAGCGAUCAGAACUCAUAGCCAAAAUCCCCAACUUCUGGGUCACAACAUUCGUCAACCACCCACAAGUUUCAGCUCUUCUUGGGGAGGAGGACGAAGAAGCGCUUCAUUACUUGUCGAGGGUGGAGGUCACUGAGUUUGAGGAUAUCAAGUCCGGAUAUAGAAUAGAUUUUUAUUUUGAUGAGAACCCAUACUUUGAGAACAAAGCCCUCUCCAAAGAGUUUAAUGUAAACGAGAGUGGAGACCCUGUUUCCAAAUCAACUGAAAUCAAAUGGAAAGCUGGAAAGGACCUGACGAAGCGCACAGGUCAGACGCCAAACAAAGCUGGGAAGAAAAGGCAGCAUGAGGAGCCAGAGAGCUUCUUCACCUGGUUUACUGACCAUUCAGAUGCAGGGGCUGAUGAGUUGGGAGAAGUGAUCAAGGACGACAUUUGGCCUAACCCACUGCAGUACUAUCUGGUCCCUGACAUGGAGGAUGAGGAAGGAGAUGGCGAUGAUGAUGAUGAUGAAGAGGAGGGUCUGGAAGAUAUUGAUGAGGGGGAGGAAGAGGAAGGUGAAGAUGAGGAUGAGGAUGGUGAUGGAGAAGAUGGAGAGGAUGACGGUGAGGAUGAUUAAAUGUUUCAGCCAAGACCGUUUCCCAGGCCUCCCUCUGUGAUCAUCCUAAAACUCAUGGGAACAAUUUUUUUGGUGAGGUGGGUGGGCGGGCAGUAGGGGUCUGGGUCUGGGUCUGAGCCUGUUUGUUUAAAGAGAGAAUUUUUUUUCCCCAUAUGUUGUCAGCCUGUCUGUCCUCUUCCUCUGCAGCCAAGGCCUGUCCAUAAUGCCAUGUAUAAAGACCAGCUCCAUACACAGCAGGUCUACAUGGGUUGUAGUGGGGUGGGGGUGUCAGUGGCUCUCACCUGUCAUUGUUUCUCUACAUCUCCCAAAGACAUGCAAAAGGAUUAAAAAAAAUUUGUAGCAUUCUGCACGUCAUUCUACGUAGAUUUAAAAUACGUACAAUAGCAAUUUUUAUGUAAGAUAUGAAAUGACAGUUUCUGUUGAAGUUGUGAGUUCAAUAAAAUAAGCCAUGGUGCAGUGAUAACUCAAUCAUAGCAUCCUUAGCCACUUUUAUAUAUAAAUGUAUAUUAUAAUAUAUCCAGUGGUGGGGGGUACUAAGGCUUAUUAGAAGUUGCAUUUUCCUUUGUGACUUAUUGUACUAAUGGAACUGAUUGAAAGCACCAGCUCGUUACUUUCAACUGUUGUAAAUGUUUUUGAGAUAUACAUGUAUCUUGGUAAGACAGUUAUUAAUGGUACACAGUUUAAUGGGGGAGGUGUGGUGGGGCAUCAGGGCUUUGACACCAACUCUGGAUUUCUGUUAAAUAAAUUUUCAUUAUCUUGUUUUUCAGGCACCCACAACAAAGUUUGAAAUGUACAUUUUUUAUAAAAACAACCUAAAAAUCUAAUUUUGGGUUUGGCUUAACAUUUUGAGAUGGGAGAGAAAAAUAUUUCUGUGGGGUCCUCUCUGGAGUCUGCAGCAUUUUUCCUGUUCCACUGGAAACCUGUUCACAUUAAAUUAAGUGUACCAGUUGCUUUGUUACAAUAAAUAAAUGUGUACAUGA
Messenger RNA from Lates calcarifer (barramundi perch), 1962 nucleotides. RefSeq names its product protein SET. Gene Ontology annotation, biological process: nucleosome assembly. Gene Ontology annotation, cellular component: chromatin; nucleus. The record is from RefSeq and is a predicted model, not a curated record. Lineage: Eukaryota; Metazoa; Chordata; Actinopteri; Centropomidae. The transcript is spliced from 8 exons. Bases 167 to 982 code for a protein of 271 amino acids. Gene Ontology annotation, molecular function: histone binding; chromatin binding.